This is a messenger RNA of Erigeron canadensis, 507 nucleotides long. RefSeq lists its product as uncharacterized. Bases 1 to 507 code for a protein of 168 amino acids. The transcript has a single exon. NCBI's taxonomy places the organism in Eukaryota, Viridiplantae, Streptophyta, Magnoliopsida, Asterales, Asteraceae. The record is from RefSeq and is a predicted model, not a curated record.
AUGCCAGCGGUGUUUAUGUGGAAUUGGAGAAGGGAUGUCAGGAGUGGAAUGGAACAAUCACAACCUCCGCAAAUUUGUGAUAGCAUCAUGAAUGUGACUAUUGUUAAUACUCCUGAUAAAUGGAUUUGGGAUUGCAAUCAAGAUAAGGACUUCACGGUUAAAGGUGUUAGAAACCAUAUUGAUAAUACUUGGUUGCCUAGACACUACAGAGCUACAAGGUGGAAUAAAAUUGUUCUUCGUAAGGUAAACAUCUUUAUCUGGAGAGUGUUGAAGGAUAGGAUUCCUACUAGAUUCAAUCUUUGGUUCAGAGGGAUUCAUAAUAAUUCUCGUGUAUGCUCUUGUUGCAACAAUGGUAUUGAGACUCUUCACCAUUUGUUUGCUCACUGUCCUAUGGCAAUGAAAGUAUGGAGCAAAAUUGCGAGAUGGUUGGGUUUAAAUAUCCCCCACAACUUGGAUAUGAUUGAGUUAUUGGAUCACGUAGACUCUGAAACAUUCCCCAAAAAUUAA